Messenger RNA from Pecten maximus, 1010 nucleotides. RefSeq names its product dentin sialophosphoprotein-like. The coding region runs from base 56 to 973 and encodes 305 amino acids. The transcript is spliced from 2 exons. NCBI's taxonomy places the organism in Eukaryota, Metazoa, Mollusca, Bivalvia, Pectinida, Pectinidae. The record is from RefSeq and is a predicted model, not a curated record.
GUACGGAGCUAUACCACUUAAACACUAACACUUGGAAUUCAAUUAGGAAAGAAAUAUGAACACCGCAAGCAAAGUGCUACUUUUACUUUACGUAUUCAAAUUGUCCAGAGCAGAAGAAUGUGACGUCAGGAUAUGGUAUCUGGAAAUGACGAAAAAUGGAGUAUUUGAUGGGGAACUAAGUGCCGAGCAACUGUUCCUACAGAAAACCAUUAAUGAAAUGGUUUUAAGUAGCAAAAAGGAUUCAUCAAAGAGAAAAGUCAAUUGUGAUGUUCUGGAAAUGUACGAGGAAAUGCUAAAACCCGAUGAAGAAGAGGACUCAAGUGACAAACAGGAUGGCAAUGAAGGAGAGAACGAGUCAAAAUCAAGCAAAGAAGAACAAUCGAAAGAAGAUACUGCAUUACUUGUAGAUAAGGUUAAUGACAACGAAACGAAGACUAUUUCAGAUGUUAGUGAAGAGACUGCGGAUCAGUUAGUUAGUGAAGGAACAGAGUUACACAGUUCAAAAGAGGCUGAUGAAACAGAUACAACUGAGAAAGUUUCGGAUGUUAAUGAAGAGGCCGAUGAAACAGAUACAACCGAGAAAGUUUCGGAUGUUAAUGAAGAGGCCGAUGAAACAGAUACAACCGAGAAAGUUUCGGAUGUUAAUGAAGAGGCCGAUGAAACAGAUACAACUGAGAAAGUUUCAGAUGUUAAUGAGGAGGCUGAUGAAACAGAUACAACCGAGGCCGAUCAAAUGGAAGCGGAUGAAACAGAACUAUUUUCUGAUGAUUCAAAUGAUGACGAAGAGGAAAAGGUGGAAAUAGAAAAAAUCGAUACCAUUGAGGAAGAGAUUGUUUCAGAUUUCUCAUCCAAUAGUUUAGAUAAAUUAGAAGACGAAGAAACAAUAGUAUCAUCGAUUGAUCUAUUAGAAGAAACAAUUUCGAUUGAUGAUGACAGACCCGUGGAAAAUGCCCCAAGAGUCUUUAGUCAAUGACAAUAACAACAAUGAAAAAAAUAAGGAUGAAAAGCAG